Molecule: messenger RNA, 10735 nt
Organism: Salvelinus fontinalis (brook trout)
Lineage: Eukaryota; Metazoa; Chordata; Actinopteri; Salmoniformes; Salmonidae
Product: phosphatidylinositol 4-phosphate 5-kinase-like protein 1
Exons: 10
Coding region: 4451-5851 (466 amino acids)
Biological process (GO): phosphatidylinositol metabolic process
Molecular function (GO): phosphatidylinositol kinase activity
Source: RefSeq, a predicted model, not a curated record
UUUGUAUGCAAACAUGAAAUGUUUUUUGCAAUGGGAAGUAAUAGCUAUUCAAUUAGGAAAUGCUUAAUGGUUGUUUUUAUAUUAUGAUUGGGAGCUACUGGCUUAUUAUGUCUGAGUUUAUGGACUGCUUAUCCUUUAGCAUCUUAUUUUACCUUUAACAAUGCGAGUCAGUUAAGGACAAAUUGUCAUUUUCAAUGACGGCCUAGGAACAAUGGGUUAACUGCCUUGUUCAGGGGCAGAACGAAAGAUUUUUACCUUGCCAGCUCGGGGAUUCAAUCUGGCAACCUUUCAGUUACUAGUCCAACAUUCUAACCACGAGGCUACAUGCCACCCCCUCAUACUGUGUGUGACUGCUGUCUUUCCAUUGGCCCUAUGCCGUGGUGUAGUGGUGCCUGGAGAAGUGGGUAUACUCUUAAUUUUGCAAAAAAGUUCACAAAGGAAAGGCGCCCUGUGUGAAAAUGUAUAUAUUUGUUAAUGCACUUUCCUUGAACAUUUUUGGAUUUUCACUCAAAAUCACAUUUUUUUAUUUAUAAAUAAAUUGAUGGUCUAUGUCCACAACAAUGUUGAAAGCACAUCAAUCUAAUAGGGUGGGCCUGGCUCCCCAGUGGGUGGGCUUCUGUCCACCCAGGCCCAUCCAUGUCUACGCCCCUGAUGCAAACGGCGCAUGAUGACAAAUGUGCGUCACAAAAAGCCUACUAACCAACACGUCGGACUAAACCUUUUCAAUACAUGGUUGGCAUACCUAUUGUUGCAUUAGUUAGCAUUUACUGGUAGAUAUAAUUAGAUGAAACGUCUUUCCUACCCUACCUGCUGUCCUUUCAGAUUCAUGAACCUGUCACACACCGAAGGCCUAUAGGUUUGCCACUGCGCAAACAUGUCUAUAAUAUAUAUAAAGGCUUUAAAGAUAUUUUUUCAAGAAAGGUGUGUAUAUAUUUGGCCUGGCGAAGCGGUUUUAUGCGCUGACUGAAUGGAAGCUGAUAAUUCGUUUUUUACUCCGCUGGUUUCAGGAAGAAAUUAUGAGUCCUCACUGUCCCGAGACAGAGUCAGUACCGACACCGAGACGAGACCGAGAGUACUACAACACUGUUUAAAAGUCUGUUGAGUUCUAAUGGAGUUGCUAAGAAUGAUAAAUAUCAAUUGUUUAGUAACUGUAGUCUACACAGAAUGAAAAGGCCCAAUUGAUUAAUGUAAAAUGUUUGAUUUCCAUGCAUAUUUACUGUAUCCAUAGAAGUAUUGUAGAUAGGCUGCACUGUGUGGCAAAUGAGGGAAUCUGGCAUGGUCUGAAAUAUCGUAUCUGUACUAUUAUGGCGUCUGAGAGAGCAUGUGCAGUGCCGUUGAGGCCAUCUCCAGUUUGAAGUAGUACAUUUUCUUCUCCUACCACUUCUAUGAGUUGCUAAACAAACUGAAAGGGUGCAUACUGCCAUCUGGAGUCUAUUGUUUGAACAGGUAUAAAGCCAGGGUUGGCGAUUUACUGUUACCUACAGCUAUGGAAUGUUUCCUCAGGUGUAUAAUUAAUUGGAUGAUCCCUCCAGAUGACUUGGAUGGAAUUAUGCGGUCCUUCCUUAUGUGGGCAACCGAGUGGCGCAGCGUUCUAAGGCACUGCAUCUCAGUGCUUGAGGCGUCACUACAGACACCCUGGUUCGAAUCCAGGCUGUAUCACAACCGGCAGUGAUUGGGAGUCCCUAGGACGGCGCUCAAUUGGCCCAGCGUCGUCUGUGUUUGGCUGGUGUAGGCCUUCAUUGUAAAUAAGAAUUUGUUCUUAACUGACUUGCCUAGUUAAAUAAAAAAAAUCCUUAACCCAUAGGAAGUUCCACCCAGUUGACUACUCAAAAUGGUGAAUGUCUUCAAUGGUGCUGCCCAUGUUAAAAAAGUAUUUUGGGCACUAGAGUCCUAUAUCUAUCUAUAUAGAGUCCUAUAUCUAUCUAUAUCUAUCUACUACACUUUGGUAGUUCAUGUACAAAAUAUACUGAACAGAAAUAUAAAUGCAACAUGCAACAAUUUAUGAGUUACAUUAAGGAAAUCAGUCAAUUGAAAUAAAUUCAUUAGGCAUGAAUCUAUAGAUUUCACAUGAAUGGGUAGGGGUGCAGCCAUGGGUGGCUCAGUUUCAUCAGCUAUCCGGGUGGCUGGUCUCAGACAAUCCCGCAGAUGAAGAAGCUGGAUGUGGAGGUCCUGGACUGGCGUAGUUACAUGUGGUUUGCGGUUUGUGAGGCCGGUUGGACGUAGUGCCAAAUUCUCUAAAACGGCAUUGGAGGUGGUUUAUGGUAGAGAAAUUAACAUUAGAUUCUCUGGCAACAGCUCUGGGGCCAAUUGCACGCUCCUUCAAAUGUUGUGACAUCUGUAGCAUUAUGUUGUGUGAGACAACUGCACAUUUUAGAGUGGCCUUUUAUUGUCCCCAGCACAAGGCACACCUGUGUAAUAAUCAUGCUGUUUAAUACUCUUCUUGAUAUGCCACACCUGUCAGGUGGAUGGAUUAUCUUGGCAAACGAGAAAUGCUCGCUUACAAGGGAUGUAAACAAAUUUGUGCACAACAUUUGAGAGAAAUACGUGUUUUGUGUGCAUGGAACAUUUCUGGGAUCUUUAAUUUCAGCUCAUGAAACACGGGACCAACACUUUACAUGUUGUGUUUAUAUUUUUGUUCAGCUUCUGCUAUGAUUUCUGCUAUGAUAGCCCAUUUUCUAAAGUCUUGAGAAAAACAAUGUCUAAAAAUGUGGAAGGUAUAUAGGCUAAGAGUUAUUUGUGGUCACGAAAAACAUGUUUAUAUUGAUAAUUCUGGUACAGAAUGUUUAGAAUAUGGUCCAUAAUCAAUAUGCAUUGAUUCAAAUAAUCAAUUUGAAUUGUGUAUCCAGGUCAUCACUGAUCAUAUCAAACAAUUCCUCAUAGUCUACUGUAUAUGGCUUUUGAAUAUAUACUGUGCGCCCUAGUGUUUUCAGCUACAAACAUGCGGUAAUGCUUUGUGAAACGAUGAGAUUUCUGGUGCAGCAUGUUGGGGGUUUCGCGCAGUGUCAGUGUCACUACAUUACCGCUUGCAUGCAUUUAUUGAAAGAACGGAUUGCAAUGUCAAUCGGAGGAAUGCGCUGAGCUCGGGAACUAUAGAGCAGACACAGGAGGGCCUGAAUUAGCCUCAUCGAUGAGCCAAACUGAGGCAAGUACCUUCGUAUUAUGGUCUAUAUUAGCCUACUAAUGUUAACGCAAAUAUUAUUUGGAUAUUGGUUGUUUUGUUAGGAUAUGUUUUGACCAAAUGGGUGCGGCUUGCUGUAGUUAUUUUACGCGUUGUAAACUUACUGUCAGAAUGUAUAUUCCAUGGGCGCAAUGAAAAUGACAGGGGACCGGAUAGGCGACAUGUAUCUGAUUUGUGUGUGAAAAGUGUAAUUUAGUCAGCAGGCGUAGGAUCAUAUUCAAACCAUCUGCCCAAUAUUGUUUUCGGAAUUGUUGGUGGCAAUAUUACCGUUAUGCGCAUGCAAUAACCUUUUAUUGGGUAGCCUGUUCUAUAGCCUAUAUUUGAUUGUAUACCCUAUAUAUGGCAAAAGAGGCCCUACUUUAUUAUGCUGCGGGUGUGGUGUCAAGCCUGUUCCACUGGUUAGUCGGUCAGCGUGGAGCAGUGCAGAUUCUCAAAUUGGAGUCCUCAUUCAAAGAUUCUGACAUGUUGAUAAAAAAACAACCUAUUUUCUUCCCUAUGUUUUAUCAACGGUUUAUCCUUGAUUCAUCAUGAUUUAACAUUAAACUACUAUUGAAACUGUUACUAAUGUAUAUGCCUCACAACAAGGACCUCCUUAGUUACAGCCCCUUGAAUAGAUAAUGAAGGGCUUGUACUACUGCAUUGAGAGUAACAGCAACAUCUAGGCCCUAAGGACUUGAAAAUACUUGUUCCUCUCCUGCUUCUUGUCAAUGACACAGCUGGUUGAUCCAUAGAAUUAGGAAUCGGAAUACAAAUGAAUGUCAUUUAAAAGGAUUUCUAUGGGUUUACCCAUGAUCACUGGUGGGUCAUAUGUGGGAGAAGGAGAGAGUGAGAGACUAGCCUAUAUAGUCCUUAGUAAUCUCCCAGCCGCUUGUUCCAAACCUAGGAAAGGCUGCUGGUGUCAAAUGGAUGUCGCUGGUUUGGUUCCACUGUCAAUCAAUAGCAGGCCAAUAAAAACUUUCCAAUCUCUGAGGCCUAUAGAGCCACUGGACCUUUGUGGCCGUGGUCACUUUCUGCAUGCCUCGGGCAGAUCCGGUCUGUCUAGGUAAGACACGACUGUUAUUGUCAUCCUCUGGGUUUCCCAGCAACGAGUUACCACGCAUGUUAAUCGAUCGGAAGACUAACCUACAUGGUCUUACCGGUGUAGUUGUAUGUGCUUUGUUAUGGCACUCAAUUGGAAUCGGGGGAAAAAAGCCCUAUUAUUGAUGUGGCAUUUUGCAGAGAUGGUUGCAAGUGCUGGAGUACUCAUUUGUGUGUGUGUCAUCCCCACCCCAGAUGGAGAUGUCUGCGGGUCCAGCGGGGGGCACGCAGAGGACUGGUACGGUGAAGGGGAAGAUGUGGGGGGGCCUGAGGCAGCAGUGGAAGCUACUGGGCCUGUUUGAGAUUGACCAGCAGCACGAGUUCUACAGCCUCACCUCUAUGAUGAAAGAAGGCCUCUCUGCAGCCGUGCAGAACACCAUCGACAACCCACCACCGGAUGAAUUGUCGGAAGAUGACUACAGAUUGGAGGUCACUCAAAUACAUAAGGACUUCAGAAUGGAGACGUUUGCAGGGCCAGUGUUUGCCAGCUUGCGUCGCUCCCUGGGGAUGACAGAAAAGGAGUAUCAGCACUCUCUCUCCGACGAAGGUUCCUACCUGCAGUUCAUCAGCAACUCCAAAAGCAAGGCCGACUUCUUUCUCACGAACGAUAAGCGGUUCUUUCUGAAGACCCAGAACAAGAGAGAGGUGCAAUUCCUCCUGUCCAACCUAAGAAUCUACAUGGAGCACCUAGAGAAGUAUCCUCAUUCACUGCUGGUCAAGUUCUUAGGUGUCCACAGGAUCAAAAUCCCGCAUAGGAGGAAGAAGUACUUUAUUGUAAUGCAGAGUGUUUUUUACCCUGACGAUCGAAUCCAUGCCAGGUAUGACAUCAAGGGUUGUGAGGUGAGCCGGUGGUCAGCCCCAGCCCCAGAGGGAAGUCAGGUUAUCGUUGUCCUCAAGGACUUGAACUUCGAGGGCCAGUACAUCACUCUGGACCAGCAUCGUCCAUGGCUGCUCCGGCAGGUGGAGAUUGACACGUCGUUCCUGCAGAGACUCAAUGUGCUGGACUACAGCCUCCUGGUGGCUCAUCAGCCCCUGCACCAGGAUGAACGCCACCAGUGCCUGUCCUUCGCCACCCUUAUCAUGCGCACUAAAAAGUCCUGGUCUUUCUUCAGGACAAAACCAAUGACUUCCAGGUCAGUGAUCACAUGCUCAAGCCCCACCCAUGCGGGAAUGCCCACAGUUCCGGGGGCGGUCCCAGAGGAAGAUUCCGCCCUGUUGGUAUCAGAGAUGGACGGCGGGACAGGAAGUUGCAGAGUUACUGAGUCACAGGUAGGAAGUGACCUGGGCAGUGCCCCUUCCGGGAGACCCUGUACUGAGCAGCCGGUGGGAACGGUCACGGAUUCGAUGGAACUGCGAGACUUCCAGGCCCAGAACCGCCGGCUGCUGCCCAACUUCAGAAACCCGCUGCACGUCAUUGACGGACCGGAGCAUCGCUACUUUGUGGGCAUCAUCGACAUCUUCACUGUCUACAGCUUCAAGAAGAGGUUGGAGUAUUGGUGGAAGAGACUGCGGCACCCAGGGCAGGCCUUCUCCACCGUCAGCCCCCCCGCUUACUGCCAUAGGCUCUGCCAGUGGGUACAGGACCACACCAGGUAGACUCAGAAAGAGGAGAGGAUGAGGAUGAGGAUGGUUACUCUCACUAGCACACUGUCUGCCCAGGGACACACAUGCACGCAAAUACACACACACUAGCAACUGUGUCGCUGUUCAGAGACAUAAAGCUAUUCUUUUAAAGCGCUGUAAUUUCAGAUUGACCAAGAGGCAGUUAUUUUCACAUUUCCACAUGUCCAGACCAAAGCCAAAACGAACAUAAACCAUUAUAUGGAAAUAUAUUCACCACCGGGUUCUCCCUCUUCAUAUUCUUUCAUUUUUCUUAAGUAACAAAGAAAAAGGUGCAACAUUUAACAUCUAGUGCUAUGAAUUGAUUAGCUGAUUUUCCAAAGUAUAAGUUUAGUUAGUUAAUCAAUAAUGAAAACAAAAAUGAUUUCGCAAAUUUGCCAUCUGUUUUUUUUAUAUAUAUUUUUUUACGUUUGACUCCUAUGGAUUUUUUUUCUCCCAAUUUAACUUUGACGUUUUGAUACCUGUUGUAUAUUGUUGUAUGUUUUUUUUAAAUGCCUUUCUUACGCACUUCUCAGUAGUUGGUAUUCAGACUUACCUUAUGCAGGUGCGUGAUGGGCUUUGCAGUCGUGGUUGACUUGCGCGCGCUGAAUACAUGUAUCUUUAAAUACGGUGCUGAAUACAUACACCUUUAAAUACGGUGUACCUUUCAUUUUGACGACACUCACUAGAAUGGGUUCAGAAUAUAAGGAUCAAUGAAUGAAACCCAUCUAAAGAUAUGCAUAUUCGUGUCCAUUUCAGGACCAACUAGUCGACCAACUAGUUUAUUUAGGCACAUUUUGGGUUAAGAAUGUAUAUAUGAAUUGUAAAAAGGUACAGGGUUUGGAGAGCCUUUACACACUAAAUACAGUGCAUUCGGAAAGUAUUCAGACCCCUUGACUUUUUCCAAAUUUUGUUACAUUACAACCUUAUUCUAAAAUGGAUAAAACAAUCUACACACAAUACCCCAUAAUGAUUUUUGCAAAAUGUAUAAAAAAAAACUGAAAUAUAACAUUUACAUAAGUAUUCAGACCUUUUACUCAGUACUUUGUUGAAGCUCCUUUGGCAGCAAUUACAGCCUCGACUUUUCUUGAGUAUGACGCUACAAGCUUGGCACAUAUGUAUUUGGGGAGUUUCUCCCAUUUGUUCUCUGUGCAUCAUCUCAAGCUCUGAAUAGGGAGUGUUGAGGCACAGCUAUUUUCAGGUCUCUCCAGAGAAGUCCGGGCUCUGGCUGGGCCACUCAAGGACAUUCAGAGACUUGUCCCGAAGCCACUACAGCGUUGCCUUGGCAGUGUGCUUAGGGUCUUUGUCCUGUUGGAAGGGGAAACCUCACCCCAGUCUGAGGUCCUGAGCGCUCUGGAGCAAGUUUUAUAAAGGAUCUCUUUACUUUGGUCCGUUCAUCUUUCCCUCGAUCCUGACUAGUCUCCCAGUCCCUGCCGCUGAAAAAUAUCCCCACAGCAUGAUGCUGCCACCGCCAUGCUUCACCAUAGGGAUGGUGCCAGGUUUCCUCCAGACAUGAUGCUUGGUAUUCAGGCCAAAUAGUCCAAUCUUGGUUUCACCAGACCAGAGAAUCUUGUUUCUCAUGGUCUGAGAGUCCUUUAGGUUCCUUAUGGAAAACUAAUUUUACUGAGAAGUGGCAUCCAUCUGGCCACUCUACCAUAAAGUCCUGAUUAGUGGAGUGCUGCAGAGAUGGUUGUCCUUCUGGAAGGUUCUUCCAUCUCCACAGAGGAUCUCUGGAGCUCUGUCCGAGUGACCAUCGGGUUCUUGGUCACCUCCCUGACCCAGGCCCUUCUCCCCUGAUUGCUCAGUUUGGCCGGGCAGCCAGCUCUAGGAAGAGACUUGGUGGUUCCAAACAUCUUUCAUUUAAGAAUGAUGGAGGCCACUGUUCUUGGGGACCAUCAAUGCUGCAUCAUUUAUUUUUUUUGUCUCAGAGCUCUACGAACAAUUCCUUUGACCUCAUGGAUUGUUUUUUUCUCUGACAUGCACUGUCAACUGUCAACUGUCAACUGUCAACUGUCAACUGUCAACUGCAGUUUAGAAAAUGCUGUCAUAAUGCUGUGCUGAUAAACAUUUACAAUACAUACAAUCAAGUUGUAGAAACAUCUCAAGGAUGAUCAAUGGAAAGAGGAUGCACCUGAGAUCAUUGCGAAGGGUCUGAAUACUUAUGUAAAUAAAGUAUUUUUUUAAAAAACAUUUGCAAAAAUUUCUAAAAACCUAUUUUUGCUAUGUCAUUUUGGGGUAUUGUGUGUAGAUUUAGGUGCAUUCAUUGGUGCGGCAGGUAGCCUAGUGGUUAGAGCGUUGGACUAAUAACCGAAAGGUUGCAAGAUUGAAGCCCCGAGCUGACAAGGUAAAAAUAUGUUGUUCUGCCCCUGAACAAGGCAUUUAACCCACUGUUCCUAGGCCAUCAUUGAAAAUAAGAAUUUGUUCUUAACUGACUUGCCUAGUUAAAUAAAGAUACUAAAAUAAAAGAUUGAUCAGGGAAAAUGUUUAUUUACUCCAUUUUAGAAUAAGACUAACAAAAUGUGGAAAAAGUCCAGGAGUCCCAAUACUUUGUGAAUGCACUGUAUAUUGAUGGAUAGAAAAUACAGUGGUUUGAUUCAUCGUGAAAGUUUAAGUUCAAUCCAUGAAAUAUUGGAAGGUGUAAAAAAAAAAGUGUACAAUAGGGGUUGAACAAUAGUCCUAUAAAUCUACCCUAUCAUCACUAAUCGUGGAACUGUAUGACAAUGGUCCAGUUGUGGUAGACCGUGCACCAGGCUCCAGGUUUAACCUGCUACGAGUGGCCUGAGUUCCAUAAUGAUUAAAAUGUCCACAGUGUUAGCCUAAUAUGAUCCACUAAUGCUCGCGACCCUCAGGAACAACAUCACGGACGUGACAGAGGAAAGAAAGGUCAACGGAAUGGAAUGAUGCAAAAUGUAGGAAAUUGACAGUUAGAAAUGUUGUGGGUAUUACGGAUGAUGGCUCCCAAUUGUGGCUAAUAUUUAACAUGGUACAAAUUGUAAAACAAAACGUAGAAAAGCGCGGGCAAAGAAUUAUAACUAGAAUCAUAAAUCAAUUCGGUAGGUUGGGUGCUAUACUGUCAUUUGCGCAUUGGCUAUAAAAGCCUAUACUAAAGCUUGGGUCUCUAUAUUUAAUUCCUGCAAGUUAUAAGGCCAUCAUUUUAUAAACUUCACUGUGUGAAAGUUGACAUGUUGAUUUGCUUCAGUUUGCUGCCAUGACUGGUUUCACAUUUGUCUCCAGCGAUCAUAAUAAGAUAAUAUAGAUCUAAAACAAGUAUUAUUUAUAUUUACAAUCCCCUUAUCCAAAUGGUUUACUCAUUUCCUUACCUCUGAUCAAUAGCUCUUAUCAAUUUCUAAAUUACAGUGCAUGGAGAAUGCUGUUAUUUCAUUCGCAAAAAGAAAGUAAAUGCUUUUUCCACUUGGAACAGGUGGGUUUGCUCGACCUUAUUCAUAGUUUCCUCCCGCAGAAAGGUGGUGAAAUGAUGAGUUGAGUUAAGUCAAGCUCAGAAUAUGGCGUAUCUGUAGGCAUACCUCCGCCACACCUUCAUUUCUUAGAUCUGCACCCUGAACGAAUAGCGGGUGAAUAGCAUGCUAUUCUACUUCCCCAGAGUCUGAUGAACUCUGUGUGGAAGUUAGAGGUCAUUUUGUGAGCCAAUGCUAACUAGUUUUAGUGCAAUGACUAGAAGUACAAUAUAUGGGUAUCUAGUAGCAUGCUAGCAGAUACCUAUAGACUUCCAGUCAUUGCGCCCAUGCUAGUUAGCAAUUGCGCUAGCGCUAGUUAGUAACUUCCUUCAAACUGCACCAUUGCCAAAAUACCAAAGUAUCCCUUUAAGUUCAAUGUCAGAAUACAUAUAGAGAGAAAAAUGCAUAAAAAGGGCAUUUUGUUCCUUUUACGCGCGCAUAACUCUGGUCAGAAUUCCACCCCCAAGUGAAUAUACUCUCCUGAUACCACUGUGCAUGACUGUGGUUCUGCAGUAUAUUAUUUAUUUAUUCUUUGUGCAGUUAUGGCAAGGUCAGCAUAAAGGGGUAAUGUUUAAAAAUGCUGACAAACAGCUGUCAUUUUAUACGACUGCCUAGUGGCGCAGCGGUCUAAGGCGCUGCAUCUCAGUGCAAGAGGCGUCACUACAGUCCCUGAUUUGAAUCCAGGCUCUAUCACAUCCGGCCGUGAUUGGGAGUCCCAUAGGGCGGUGCAUAAUUGGCUCAGCGUCGUCCGGGUUUGACUGGGGUAGGCCAUCAUUGUAAAUAAGAAUUUGUUCUUAUCUGACUUGCCUAGUUACAUUAAAUAAAUAAAUAAAAUUGUUAUUCUGAUGGUUUUUACGUUCUAGCUUAUUUUUGACUAGGUAUGAACUUGGGACACCCUAGGUAAGUUGAAAACAAGCUAAAACUUGUGAACUAUCCUUUUAAUGCUAUGUUGCCUCGGCAGAGAUAUUACUUACACUGUCCAAUUUUACAGCAAAAUGCAGGCUACACACUUGGGGCCUCGAGUUCUUAGUAUUUGCUGUUGAAAAUAUAACCCAAAUGUGAUUUACACCUGCUCAAGUGCGCCUGUCAGUCAGGUAAAUAUGUGGAUAUCAGAGUUUUUUCACAUUGACUGGGUCAGAAUUGUUUUUGAAAGUAAGGCACUGUAUUUACAGGGUUUUAGUUGUCGCUGGAAAAAAUUAUAAAUACCCUGAUUUAAGGACUGGGAUAUGUGGGGACCACAUGUUCACUAAUGUAGCCUACUUCAUUGAUACAGUAAGGGUGUGGAUUGGCAACUCCAACUCUCUCUUGGCUCUUGUUUAACCCUACCCCUUGUUUAACCCUACCCCUAAGUCAUGUUUGUGCCUUCUGCCUGCAAUAGGUAUGUGCUGAAACCUUUUCUCAAUGCAUAAAUAACUUUAAGAGUUAA